AUGGAGCCACGCGGCCGCCGGCGGAAGCAGCAGGCGACGGACCCGGAGCCGGAGGAGGCGAUGGGGAACAAGGAGAACAGCGCCAGCGCGGCGCCGCCACCCAAGAGGCCGCGCACGGGCCGCAAUCCCCUGGCCGAGCUCCCCACCACCGCGAACAACGCCUCGGCGUCGGCGGCGGCGCCGCCGAUUCAGGCGUCCAAGCGGACGACGCGCGCGGCGGCGAGGGAGGCCGCGGCCAAGGCGGUGGAGGAGGAGGCGCGGAAGCGGGAGGCGGCGGCCGUUGCCCCCCGCCCGGCGCCCUCGAAGCAGCCUGACGCCGGGGCGGCGCAGGCGUCGGUUGCCCCGUACGUCGGGGACAUCGACCAGUACCUGCGGUCCCUCGAGGCGGAACAGUUGAGGAGGCCGAGGGAUGACUAUAUUGGGACGAUACAGAACGACAUCAGCGCUAACAUGAGGGGGAUCCUGGUGGAUUGGCUGGUGGAUGUGGCUGACGAGUUCAAGCUUCUGGCUGACACACUCUACCUUGCGGUUUCGUAUAUUGACCGCUUCCUCACAGUGAGUGUCGUAAGCCGGAACAAGCUCCAAUUGCUGGGCGUUGCUUCGUUGCUUGUUGCUGCGAAGUAUGAAGAAAUUUAUCUUCCUAAGGUGAAUGAGUUCAGUGAGAUUACUGAUGGCACAUACACCAAACAACAGGUGGUGAAGAUGGAGGCUGACAUACUGAAAUUUCUCAACUUUCAGGUUGGGGGGCCCACCAUAAGAACUUUUCUACGGAAAUUCUUAACUUCAUGUCGUGGAGGCAAUUCUGCAAGUGCAAAAAGAUUGGAGCUUACGUGUAGCUAUCUCGCGGAACUGAGCUUGAUAGACUACGACUGCAUAAAGUUCCUGCCAUCAGUUAUCGCUGCUGCCUGCCUGUUUGUAGCCAGGCUAACAAUCAGCCCAAAGACUCGUCCUUGGAACUUGACGCUGCAACAGAGCACGGGCUACAAGGUAUCUGAUCUCAAGAGUUGCAUCUUGAGGAUACAUGAUUUGCAGUUGGGCAGAAAGUAUCCAAACCUGAAAGCCAGCAAAAGCAAGUAUGGUGACCGCAAGUUCGGGUGUGUGGCUACAGUUACUGCACCGGAAGAAAUUCCUGCAUCUUUUCUCGAAGACACCAGCAAGUGA
Messenger RNA from Lolium rigidum, 1161 nucleotides. RefSeq names its product cyclin-A3-1-like. Bases 1 to 1161 code for a protein of 386 amino acids. The record is from RefSeq and is a predicted model, not a curated record. Gene Ontology annotation, molecular function: cyclin-dependent protein serine/threonine kinase regulator activity. Gene Ontology annotation, biological process: regulation of cyclin-dependent protein serine/threonine kinase activity; mitotic cell cycle phase transition. Gene Ontology annotation, cellular component: nucleus; cyclin-dependent protein kinase holoenzyme complex; cytoplasm. Lineage: Eukaryota; Viridiplantae; Streptophyta; Magnoliopsida; Poales; Poaceae. The transcript has 8 exons.